Messenger RNA from Zonotrichia albicollis (white-throated sparrow), 4032 nucleotides. RefSeq names its product solute carrier family 13 member 4 (gene SLC13A4). Gene Ontology annotation, molecular function: transmembrane transporter activity. Lineage: Eukaryota; Metazoa; Chordata; Aves; Passeriformes; Passerellidae. Gene Ontology annotation, biological process: transmembrane transport. Gene Ontology annotation, cellular component: plasma membrane. The record is from RefSeq and is a predicted model, not a curated record.
GAGCAACUUCUACCUUCUGCAGUCCUCAUUGGUGAGUUAGAGUUGCCUGUAGCUUUUUAACAAAUGUUUGUCUUGAGAUCAAGUAUAAUCCAAGUUGGAAUUACUGCCCUGUGAAUUCCAAGCUCAGGGCAAAAGUAGGGUAAAGGUAGAUACAAAAUGGAAGCAAAGAAAUAAAAUCUGAAGGACCUGCAAAUGGAGGGGGGGUUUGGUCUUUUCUUUAAAGAAGAAGUACCUGAAAAUUUACUUCUAUGCAUUGGAAAAUAAGUUGUUUGGUUCAGUAAUCGUCCUGAAGAAAAGAAACUGUGUUUGAGAUUUUCAGACUAUCAAACAAGAGGAAAAGCAGCAGCUCAAGACAUAUCUUGCCUGGUUUAUGAAAACGGAAAUAACACCACUAGAUGAUGGAAGAAAAAACUUUAUAAGACAUGGGAAUAAGGAUACAACACAUCUACAACUGUGAGUCUUAAUUAAAAAGAAAAUUUGUCAGAAGAUCACCAUGCUCCAACUUGCAAACCUCUGCAUGCUAUGGUGUGAUAAUAAUUCGGAUGUGCUGGUGAGCCCUACCUAAACUGAAUGUAUUUUUAAUUGAAAAACCUUUUCAAAACAACAGAUUGAAGAAUAAAUAAAGGAAGAAAGAUAUUUUAGGUGGCUGUGGGGACAGGAGAUGAGGUUGUGAGAGUUUUCUGGGGGAAAUCCAGGCACAGGUAAAGGAAAACGUGGCAUGAAAAUUGGAAUAUCUGAGGAACCGGAGAAGAACCUGAAGGAGGAGAAAGGCACCAGAAGGAGCAUGGCAGUGAUGAAGGAGAUCCUCCGAUCCAGAAAUCUCCUGCUUGUUGUUCUCAUUCCACUUCUGCUGCUUCCCCUGCCACUCAUAUACCCCAGCAGUGAAGCCUCGUGUGCCUACGUGCUCGUGGUGACAGCUGUGUACUGGGUCUCUGAAGCAGUACCCCUUGGGGCAGCAGCCUUGGUUCCUGCCUUCCUGUAUCCUCUCUUUGGGGUCAUGAAGUCCAGUGAGGUGGCUGCUGAAUAUUUCAAGAACACAACUCUGCUCCUCAUGGGUGUGAUUUGUGUGGCAGCUUCUGUAGAAAAGUGGAAUCUCCACAAGCGAAUCGCCCUGCGCAUGGUGAUGAUGGCUGGAGCCAAGCCAGGCAUGUUGCUGCUCUGCUUUAUGUGCUGCACCACGGUGCUCUCCAUGUGGCUCUCCAACACCUCCAGCACAGCCAUGGUGAUGCCCAUCGUGGAGGCAGUGCUCCAGGAGCUGGUGAAUGCUGAGGAGGAGUGCGAGGCCAUCACAGCUGCAGGCAGCACCACUGCUGAGGAAAGCAAGCCCAUAGGUCUCGGUGAAAAGCAAGGGCAGCCUUCCCUGGAGCUUAUCUUCAUCAAUGAGGAUGCUUCUACUACUGACUUGAGCUCCUUGGUGCACUCAAAGACUAUGAAUGGUGUGCACAUGAUAGCCAACCCUAUUGGAACAAUGAAUUCCACCAGCAAUGGGCAGCACCUGCCUCAGGCUCAGAUCCUGGUGCUGCCCCCUGAGCCCUCGGAGCUGAGCAGCAGGUACCAGAGCAGGCACGACCACAUGGUGUGCAAAUGCCUCUCGCUGAGCAUCUCCUACGCAGCCACCAUCGGCGGGCUGACCACCAUCAUCGGCACCUCCACCAGCCUCAUCUUCCUCGAGCACUUCAACAACCAGUACCCAAAAGCUGAAGUGGUGAAUUUUGGAACCUGGUUUCUGUUCAGUUUCCCUAUCUCCCUCAUCAUGUUGGUGCUGACUUGGUUCUGGCUGCACUGGCUGUUCUUGGGCUGCAAUUUUAAAGAGACUUGCUCUGUGAGCAAGAAAAAGAAGACCAAACGGGAAGAAAUGUCAGAAAGAAGAAUUCAAGAGGAAUACAAGAAACUGGGAAAUGUUAGCUACCCCGAGAUGGUGACCGGAUUCUUCUUCAUCCUGAUGACCUUGCUCUGGUUCACUCGUGAGCCUGGCUUUGUGCCAGGAUGGUCAUCUUUUUUUGAGAAGAAAGGUUACCGGACUGAUGCUACUGUCUCUGUAUUUCUUGGGUUUCUCCUUUUCCUGAUUCCAGCAAAAAAGCCAUGUUUUGGAAAAAGGAGAAAAGGAGAUGGUGAAAAGUCACCAGAAAUUACCACACUGGAGCCCAUCAUUACCUGGAAGGACUUUCAGAAGACCAUGCCCUGGGAGAUUGUAGUGUUGGUUGGUGGAGGUUAUGCAUUAGCAGCUGGAUGCAAGACCUCUGGUCUCUCUACAUGGAUUGGACGUCAGAUGCUCUCCCUGAGCAGCCUUCCCUCCUGGGCUGUAACUCUGCUGGCUUGCAUUUUGGUGUCCAUGGUAACAGAAUUUGUUAGUAAUCCAGCAACCAUAACCAUCUUUCUGCCUAUUUUAUGCAGCAUGUCAGAAACCCUGCUUAUCAACCCUUUAUACACCCUGAUUCCUGUCACCAUGUGCAUCUCAUUUGCGGUGAUGCUGCCCGUGGGUAACCCUCCAAAUGCCAUUGUCUUCAGCUAUGGGCACUGCCAGAUCAAAGAUAUGGUGAAAGCUGGCCUGGGUGUAAAUCUGAUUGGCCUGGCUAUUGUCAUGGUGGCCAUCAACACAUGGGGAAUUAGGCUCUUCCAGCUGAACACCUUUCCAGAAUGGGCAGCAGCCAGCAACAUCACAAGCCAAACAUAAUCUUCAAUGAAAAAAAGAGCAAAAGUGCAAGACCAAAGCAAGUUAGGACAAAAUAUUGAAUGCACAUUUCACUUAUGAAAGAAAGAAGGAAGCUUGAACCAGGAUCCAUUGUAAAACCAUGAAGAAAAUCCACUGGGAGGUCUUCUGCAACAGCUUUUCCGUUCUGAAAAUCAGUGUGAGUUAAAAGGAGAGAUUAGCUUUGCUCUAUUGUUGCUUUCUCUGGGAUACCAUAACUCAGAAAAAAUUUCCCUAUAGCUCAGAAGUUAUUUCCCUAUAGCUUUUUCAUGCCUUAGAGCAGUUAUGCAGGACUUGUAUGCAGGACUCCAGUGGAAGAAGACAAGUACACAGACACUGCUAUACUCAGCAGCAGCAGAUUCAGUCCUACUAUUGACUCCUACACUGAAUGUAGGCUGAGCCUUAUUCUCAAAUCCAGAGGAGUUUUAUAAGCCUACUUCUUUUGAAGGCAAAUUAUUCUUGGUUUUUUGAGGUGACUUAUCACUGUUUUGCAAAAACCAUUUUUCCACCUAACUCGUAUGACCUGGACAGAAAUCCAGCUACCAACUACCAGCUACAGCACUUCAAAGGGAUAAUAGAAACCUCCAGAGAGGAAGGAGAAAUCUCCUUGGAAGGAGAAUAUGGGGUUUUUUUCCCCACACAGCACUAGUAUAAAUUUCUAACAUUGCAGUACUUGUAGUCUCAGCUUUGGAAGGAAGAGUUUCAGGAACAGAAAGUUUUGUUCAAGACCUUCUUCAUCAUUACUGCAGUGGGAGCUCUUUCAGCAGGGGAAGCUGUGACCAGCAAAACCAUAUCAGGCCAACAGCCCCCAUCACUCUCCUGUCUCUUUGGCUGCUGUUUAAUUAUGCACUUAUGAUUCCCCUGACUGAGAAAGUCUCACUCCUGAUGGCACUCAGUGCUGCUCCAUGAGUAAGAAGGGAGAGGGCUGAAGUGGAGUGGUGCUGGUGUAUCUCCCCAUCCUGUGCAUUCACUUGAAUCUCACACCCCCUGCUCUCUAGCAGCCCAGAGAGCAGGAACUUCAAAUGUAGGAAACUGUGGCAUGAAGUAAAUAACUACUAAGCCAAAAGGCCAAUCUCUUUAUCUCUCAUCAAUAAAGUGAAUGCCCUGCUUUCCUCACUGGAUCUCUGUGACACUCAUUAAGUCUUCUCGUGUAUUAUGUCCAGUUUUUAAUAAUUUCUUUAAUGUCAAUACAUUUAAGCUGUAUAUUAUAAUGACUGAAUCUCAUGUAAUCACACAUACACUUUAAUGAAUUUUUAUGCUUUCCACUUUUAAUCUAGGCUCUCUAGAUGUGAAUGUAUUCUGCAAAAAUAAAAUGUCAAUAAAAUAAAUUAUUCACUACUGCA